UGUCUCCAAGGAGAGGAGAGGAAAGCAGAGCAGGGAGGCUGACGGCCAUGCCAAGUUCCCCGGCCACUGGUAGUGGCGGGUGGGAGGCAGCCAGACUGACCCGUCCAGCCCUGGGGGCGAGAGAAGUGUCCUCACCUCCCCCGUCCCAGGAGGUACUGAACUCUGAGUGGGCUGGGCAGCCUGAGGGUGAAGUUGCUGCAAGGCCACCAAGUAGGGAAAGUUCUGGCAGGGACUAAGGAAUGUGGGGGAGCCGAGGGCCCAGCCCAGAGGCUAAAGCCAGCAGCAAGCAGCAGAGCCGGAAGUCCUGGGCUCUCCGAAGGUGGAAGGGGACCUCCCCUACCCCGAAUCCAGGAGGUCUGGGCCAAGACCUAGCAGGUAGCAGGAGUAUAGAGGCAGCAGCGGGAGAGCAGAGGUGCCCACCUCCCCCCAGCUGCAGUGCCAGCCAUGUCUCAGCAGGGGGAAUACAGGAGGAGGCCUGGGACCCCAGGGCUUCCUGUGCGCAGCAUCCGGCCCUUCAAGUCCAGUGAGCAGUACCUGGAGGCCAUGAAGGAAGACCUGGCUGAGUGGCUGCGGGAUCUCUACGGGCUAGACAUUGACGCAGCCAACUUCCUGCAAGUUCUGGAGACGGGCCUGGUGCUCUGCCAGCAUGCCAACAACGUCACUGAGGCUGCUCUGGCCUUCCUGGCUGAGGAACCUGUCCAAGCCCAAAGGAUUCCCAUGCCCCGGACUGGGGUUUCCUGCAAUGGGGCCGCCCAGCCGCGUACCUUCCAGGCCAGGGACAAUGUCUCCAACUUCAUCCAGUGGUGCCGCAAGGAGAUGGGCAUCCAAGAGGUGCUGAUGUUCGAGACUGAGGACUUAGUGCUGCGCAAGAACGUGAAGAAUGUGGUGCUGUGCUUGUUGGAACUGGGCCGUCGCGCCUGGCGCUUCGGCGUGGCGGCACCCACUCUGGUGCACUUGGAGGAGGAGAUCGAUGAGGAGCUGCGACAUGAGCUGGCCUUGCCCCCACCCGACCCCCCACCGCCUGCGCCUCCCAAGCGCCAUCCCUGCCACUUCCGUAACCUGGACCAGAUGGUGCAGAGCCUGGUGAGCCACUGUACAUGCCCAGUGCAGUUCUCCAUGGUCAAGUUGUCUGAGGGGAAGUACCAAGUAGGGGACUCCAACACCCUCAUCUUCAUACGGAUCCUCCGGAACCAUGUGAUGGUGCGUGUAGGGGGCGGCUGGGACACGCUUAGCCAUUAUCUGGACAAACAUGACCCCUGCCGGUGUACAUCCCUCUCCCACAAACAGGGCAGCUUCCUGAAGCCCCCAGGUUCACUGGUGCAGCAUAAAGUGAGGGUGCAGGAGAGACCCUUGCGGCUCCAGCCCACAAUGACCGUCAGCCGCUCACAGAGCCCGAAGCCGCCUCCGGUCGACUGGAAGACAUACACCUCUUCAGGCCAAAGGUUGAAGCCUGCUACUUCCCCCUCUCCCAGACCCUGCAAUGAACAGGGAGUGGGGGCAGGGGACCUCAGAGAGAUGGCUUCAUUCCUAAGGUCCCAGGAAAGGCUACUCACCCCAUCUCGAAGGCAGCUACCAGCAGGAGGCAGUCCACGCAGCCCCCAAUUCUCAUCUACCCACAGGAGUCGAGACCCACAAUGCACUCCAUUAGGGAAGAGAGAGGACAAAUCCCCGAGUGACCUCUCCAGGGGAAGGACUCCCACAUCUUGGGUUCAUGAGGAGAAAUCCAGCCAGGGAAUCCAUGCCAGGGUCCCUACCCCCAAGAGACUCCAAGAGGCCACCACCAAAGGGACAUUAGUAAGAAGACCUUCUCUCCUGUCUUGUCCCUCUGGCGCAGCCCAGCCCUCAGGCCUCAGGCUGCCACUUCAGAGUGAGGCUGAGGGUGCUUCCCCCCAACUCAGGGAACUGGCAUCAGUUCGUUCUCCAUCCCCUGUCAAAGGACUCACCAGGAUCCCCAUCCAGUGGUCCCCUGCCCACCCCUCCACCCCAGGAAGCAGCUUUCCAGGCACUGCAAGUGGAGGUCCCAUGGCAGAACCAGAGAGAGGCCCCAGUCCAUUAAGGGUUGUCGCUGGGGACCUGGCUAGGUCCAGACAUGGGGACUGCUCUGUAGAAGCGAGGCAGAGAGACCAGCAGACAAACAACCAGGUCCCUCCAGAGACGGGAGCACCCCAGGGCCUGAGCCAACAGGAGUGGGAAGGGAGGUCCACACCACUGGCCUUGGGCAGAAUCAAAGAGAAAGACAUCUACUGUAGCCUUGAAGAGGACAUUGUGGCCAACAUGAAGCUACUAGAGGUGGGGGGUGCCCAUCCCCAGAGUACAAGGUCUCGAGUUAUCCCUCGUAGUGGAGUCUAUGUCCCCAGUCUGGGCGGGCAGUGGCCUGAGCCUGGAGGUCCUUAUGACAAAGUCAUCCAAGAACUGGCUCAGGGACCCCCACUCCUUCUUAAAGUGGAUCUGGAAGCCUGGAAGGGAGUCCCUAGAAACUCCCUUAAGCCAACUGUUAGCACAGGCCCUGGAAACCCAAAAGGGGAGCUAGGAGCCAGAGAGAGUGAGCCAAGGGCAAGAGCAAACCCAAGUGCCAUGGGCACCAGGAUGAGGGAAAUCUCACCUCCAAGAAGGCAGGACUGCUCAGGCCCGACUGUGUCUGCCAGCCUGGAGGCCCCCAGUUCUGACAAAGCCAAGGCAUGCCUGGGCAAAGGCAAGAGAACACUCCGGAAGCCCCAGAGAAUCCCGUCCAUCUACAAGCUGAAGCUGAGGCCCAGAAUCCGGCCCCGGAGAGACCACAGACCUGAGAAACGGCCUUCCCGAAUCCCCAAGCCACUGGCCUACCUCCAUCUGGGUUUGGCCAGGGCGCCCCCCAAGGGCAAGCUCUUGAGAGUUGCACUGGGCAGCCAGGACGGGGAGGCAUCUCAGAUGGAUGGAGCUUCAGCGGGCAAGGAGAAGAAAGAGCCAGUCACCCCCAAGCAAAGCAGCCCCCAGCCUCAAGUAAGGCAGCUGAAUCAAGUCCCACUCCUACCAGAGGAAGAAUCUUGGGUCUGAGGAGCCUAAGGAUUGGGGAGAAAGGAAGCAAAAGAAUGCCCAAGUAUUUGAGAAGAGAAGGGAAAUUCCCUCACCUCAAAACAGGGCCUUGGCCAGGGGCAGACCAGAUGAUAAACAUAGACUCAAACUGUUCAGAUGAGCAAACAGGCAACAUACUAUUUCUAUUCCAGCAUUAGGCCAGGGGUAGUGGGGUGAUCCUAUAUCUUAUUGUCCUCCCUCAAAUAAGCUCCCUAACUCCUGGCCUCUGGCCAUGCCCACCUGUUUCCACAACUGUAAGUUUUUCAACACAUGUGGAAUCUGUCCUUGAGCCCCAAGCUUCUUGAGUCCCUCAGCAUUGUGGAGGUUCAGGAAGGUGUGUCUUCAAGCAUUAUCCCAUGCGACAGGUGGGGACAAGGUGGAGGGAGCCUUUCUCUACUCGGGUUCAGCCCACCUUGCCCAACAGUCUUCUCUUUCCUGGAGGUGGCAGGCUGUCAACACCAUAGAGAGGGACAAGGGCAGCCCAAUGCAAAGGCUUCUUCAGGCCACCCUUGCCAAGGACUCCAAAGCUCUGAAGGGUCAACUGGUUGGUGCAGAGUGUUCCUAACACAUUUAUGUCCAAGAAGUUAAGAUUGAGAGACCACAGAAUCUCAGCCCUGAAUGGGAAGGAACAGAUGCAGAAGCAGUUGGGGCUGAGUCUUGUUAUGAAAAAUUUCCAGAGAGUGGCAAGCAGAAAAGUUGUUUCCCUCCUGGAUGGUUUCCGUGAAUUGAAGGGUUUUGGGUUGGGUGAAAAGGAGAAGUCUCCCACUCUUAUCCUUUGAUCUCUUGGUUGACCUGGCCUUUGGGACUGAGGGCUAUCUCAUUACCCUCACUCCUCUUUCACACAGAGCUCAGAAGGCAGGCACCCUCCACUUCCCUCCCUCCAUGAGGAAAAGCCAGUCGACACCUUGGUACAGAAACAAGGGAAAACACUCCCUGAUUUUUAAUCUGACUUCCAAUAACAGCUCAAUGGGCAUCACACACACUUCCAGACCCUGUGGUGGGAAACCCUGGUGGGGGAAUUGGGGGAGGACAGAGACUCAAAAUGGGUGCAGAGGGACCUGAAAUCCAAGACCUGGAGUGAAGUGGUGGUGGUGAGAGGGGUUGGACAGAGGGUACUUUCCCAUGGCUCCCACGGGGGCAGCCAGAGGCCUGGGUCCCCACCCUCACCUCAGGAACCUCAGAGUUGUGGGUAAUAGGGCAGAUGAGAUGCUGUCAUCCUUAACCCUACCUCCCGCUGGGCCAGGAGGUGGGGGCACAGGAGACAGGAGGAGGCAGGCCCUCUUCCUUACCCUCCCAGCCACUCCUAAAAGUGUGGGGAAGGGGAGCCACCUCCUCUGUUUUAGAGCGGGGCUCAGAGAGAGCAAGUCACUUGCCCAAAGCAAGUAGCACAGUGAGACUAGAACCCAGGAAUACUGGACUGCCCAAGGUCAGGGCUGUUGCUCUAGGGCUGUGCUGCCUCCAGCGAGUGGAGGGAGUGGGAAUCGGUGGGUGGGGGGAGCUGGAGAGAAUCACAGAUUCCCUCCCUUACUGAAUAUCCAUAAUAAAUUCCCCACCCACAGCCCUUA
This is a messenger RNA of Ictidomys tridecemlineatus (thirteen-lined ground squirrel), 4616 nucleotides long. It is a transcript of the gene Gas2l2, whose product is annotated as growth arrest specific 2 like 2. Gene Ontology annotation, cellular component: actin filament; stress fiber; cytoplasm. The record is from RefSeq and is a predicted model, not a curated record. Gene Ontology annotation, molecular function: microtubule binding; cytoskeletal adaptor activity; actin filament binding. Gene Ontology annotation, biological process: protein localization to microtubule plus-end; actin crosslink formation; regulation of microtubule polymerization or depolymerization. Lineage: Eukaryota; Metazoa; Chordata; Mammalia; Rodentia; Sciuridae.